Molecule: messenger RNA, 1199 nt
Organism: Solanum verrucosum
Lineage: Eukaryota; Viridiplantae; Streptophyta; Magnoliopsida; Solanales; Solanaceae
Product: mitogen-activated protein kinase kinase kinase 20-like
Exons: 1
Coding region: 93-1160 (355 amino acids)
Biological process (GO): protein phosphorylation
Molecular function (GO): ATP binding; protein kinase activity
Source: RefSeq, a predicted model, not a curated record
AUUGCAGAUAUCUUCUUUCCUUCUAUAACUGAAAAAUCCUAAAUUACCAAAAUUUUAGCACAAGAAACUUCUAUUUACAAAAAAUAACAGAAAUGGAUUGGGUAAGAGGUGAAGCAAUAGGCCAUGGAAGCUUCGGCAAAGUUAGUUUUGCAAUACCCAGAAAACAGAGCACUCAAGUUAUGGUGGUCAAAUCAUCUACAGCUUCUCGCUCAGCUACUCUGAAGAACGAGAAGUUGAUUUUGGAUGAGAUUAAGGGUUGCCCACAAAUCAUCAGUUGCCUUGGUGACAGCUAUUCAUACGAAAAAGGCGAAAAAUUGUACAAUGUCUUGUUGGAGUAUGCUUCAGGAGGUGCCUUGUCGGAAAAGUUCAAGAAUUCCGGUGAUCGUAAGUUGCUGGAGAUUGAAAUCAGAAAAUACACCAAGUCCUUACUGAAAGGGCUACACUAUAUCCACAAGUGUGGCUAUGUUCACUGCGAUAUUAAACCGCAGAACAUUCUUCUUGGCGAAGAUGGUCAAGUCAAAAUCGCUGAUUUUGGGCUGGCAAAGAGAAUUGAAUCAAUAAAAGACGAUAAAUUGAGAUGUGAAUUGAGGGGUACCCCACUAUACAUGUCGCCGGAAAUGGUCACCGCCGGCGAACUAGAUACUCCCGCCGAUAUCUGGGCACUUGGGUGUGUAAUUGCUGAGAUGGCAACAGGAGUUCCAGUCUGGGGAUACUCAGAUUUAGCCCAACUAUUAAUGAAAAUUGGAGUUGGUGAUGAGUUGCCUGAAUUUCCGACGAAGUUAUCGGAAGAAGGAAAUGAUUUUCUUGAAAAAUGCUUCGUGAAGGACUCGAAAAAGAGAUGGACGGCUGAGAUGCUUCUAAAACACCCCUUUGUUGCUGAUGAAGAUGACACUGUUUUAUUGAAUGAAGAAAGAUGCAACAGUGGCAGCCCUUCAACAUCUCCAAGGUGCCCAUUUGAUUUCCCAGAUUGGGUAUCUGAUGACUCUUCUGAAUCAUCAGUAACAUAUCCAAUUACAUCUUUGCCAAUUCAAGAAUUGCGGAAUUUGAACGGCGGGUCAUGGUCCACAACGCCGGCUGAAAGGCUGCGGGCAUUGUUAAGUGGUGAAAUCAGACCUGAAUCUGACUGGUCGGCUGCUGAUGGUUGGGUCAGCGUUAGAUGAUGUCAAAUCAUUUAUUAAGGUUUUCGGUGAUUAGAGUCA